GCCAGAGCUUCAUCUCUAGGGUUAGGGUUAGGGUUAGGACUUGCUUGCGACAAUGGCAUCUCCUGUGGAAUCAGUCCAGUGCUUUGGGCGGAAGAAGAUUGUCGUGGCCGUCACCUACUGCAAGCGCGGCCGAGGCCUCAUCAAGAUCAACGGCUGCCCAAUCAAGGCGGUGGAGCCCAUCCUCCUUCUCGGUCGCCACCGUUUCGCCGACGUUGACAUGCGCACCCGCGUAAAAGGUGGUGGUCACACCUCCCAGAUAUACGCAAUCCGCCAAAGCAUUGCCAAAGCCCUCGUUGCCUUCUAUCAGAAGUACGUCGAUGAGCAGUGCAAGAAGGAGCACGUGGACGUGCCGAGAAAGCGACGCGCGUCGGCUGCCAGUCUCCGACAUUUAUUCCGGCGUGGUGGUGUCGGCCGCUGCCGCUGCGGAGAGGUGGCGAGGGUGUUGAAGCCAGGUGGGGCGAGAGGGGAGGUAGGCUGUGAACAGAUGGGUGCCUUGGGCUUGCCAAUGGCACGGAUAUGGGCUUGA
Vitis vinifera (wine grape) is the source of this 526-nucleotide messenger RNA. RefSeq names its product small ribosomal subunit protein uS9. The record is from RefSeq and is a predicted model, not a curated record. The transcript has a single exon. NCBI's taxonomy places the organism in Eukaryota, Viridiplantae, Streptophyta, Magnoliopsida, Vitales, Vitaceae. The coding region runs from base 53 to 526 and encodes 157 amino acids. Gene Ontology annotation, molecular function: RNA binding; structural constituent of ribosome. Gene Ontology annotation, biological process: maturation of SSU-rRNA from tricistronic rRNA transcript (SSU-rRNA, 5.8S rRNA, LSU-rRNA); translation. Gene Ontology annotation, cellular component: ribosome; cytosolic small ribosomal subunit.